UCGGCGGCUCCUCUCUUUCUCGACCGUACGCCCACAUCACGGUCGGCAUCUCCGUCAUGCGCGUGAUCUCUCCCGUUCUCGCACGCGCGCACUAAAAGGCUUUGGCUUCUCAUUCUUUGACAACGACAUCGCAACUCCGUCUCUCGUUCAUCGUUGGCGUUGCUUCGUUCGUCCAAAGCAUCUCGUCCGUCAUCGUUUUCAUCAUUAAAAAGAAAAAUAGUUGAAUUAAAGGUGGAAAACACAAGGGAGAGAUCGAUCGACUUGCACUCAUGGAGGGCUCUACGCCGUCGACGCUCCCGCCUCCGACGCAUCAGAAAAGAUCCGGCGACAGCCCCGAAACACCGACACGGCAGCCCGCGUUCCGGCCGGAUGCCGUCCGAGGCCGAGAGGAAGAUCCACCGGCGGAAGACGGCAUUGGUCCGCCUCGGCUGCGGCCCUCUCGGCCGCACCUCCCGAACCCCCGAUUCCCGUCUUUAAACAAUACGUCCUACCACCGCAAUGCUCUAAAGACCCGGACUCGUUGCAACCCGCCGAUUACGAAUGCGUUGCCUCCGCGGCAGCAGCGGCGGAAGAAGAAGAAGAUGCAAGCAGAAGAGGGGGAGGAAAAGGAAAAGGAAAAGGAAAAUGAGGAACCGCUGCCGCCGCUGCCGCCACCGCCGCCGCCUUCGUUGCCGAUGUGGAAUCUGAGGAGCAGAAGAAGGGCGGCCUCCGGUGACCAGAAGACCGGCUUACCGUUCCGGCCGCUGCCGGAUCGCGACAAUCCUCUGCCCAUAAGGCAAAAGAGUCCGACGUUCUCCUUCGCGCUCUCCAAGGCGGAAAUCAAGAACGACUUCAUGCACAUCACCGGAAAAAGGCCAGGCUGGCGACCCAAGAAGAGGUGGCCGAGAUCCAUACAGCAACAGCUCGGCCCGCUCUUUCCUGGUGAAUUUUUAUCGAACAUACGAAGGCAUUCGUGGUGGGAUUCAUGGGACGAUAUUUUUUGACAAGGUACCGAGACUGAUUUGCCGGGCGGGAGUGGGACCUAGUGAACGUUAGAUGUAGUACUGUCUGGAUUUAAUUUCUUUUGCUUUUAUAACUGGCUACUAGAUGUGAAUAAAUGAAGUUCGUAAAACUAUUAUCUGGAUUUAUUUUGCUUUUGUUUUGAUAUUGUGGUAUUAUUGGAUAGAAUUUCAUUUGUGUUUCGUAAUAAACUCUGGUUUUAAUAAACUUUAGUUCUAUA
This is a messenger RNA of Ananas comosus (pineapple), 1219 nucleotides long. Its product is annotated as WAS/WASL-interacting protein family member 3-like. The record is from RefSeq and is a predicted model, not a curated record. NCBI's taxonomy places the organism in Eukaryota, Viridiplantae, Streptophyta, Magnoliopsida, Poales, Bromeliaceae. Bases 270 to 983 code for a protein of 237 amino acids. The transcript is spliced from 4 exons.